AUGGCACUUUGGUGGAUCUUCUACUGUAGAUUCGAUUCUGUUGCUCAACAGUUACUGUUUCCCCUCGUCGAGCAAGAUUCAGUGCUAGCUAGGCAUCAGAAUCUGAAACCCUGCUCGAUCCCACAGGAACAGCACAUCUCAAUGCACAAAGCUGGGAGGUUUCUUCACACUGUAGACCACUUGACCUGUGCUUGGGUCCCCAGGGCAUCGACGUUUGCUGGCUUGUUCCCUCCACCUUGCUUGCUGGGUCUAGAGGUUGCUUACAUUGCCAUGCGGCCCGAUGCUGCAGUAUCAAAGUAUUGCAUCUCUCGAGGCUUGGGUUGUCUUGUCAAAGGUUCAAACUGUUCGGGGAAUCUUUUGUUAGGAUUCGAUUCUGAGAUGAUCCCGCAAUAG
This is a messenger RNA of Seminavis robusta, 393 nucleotides long. The record is from the annotation of a GenBank genome assembly. NCBI's taxonomy places the organism in Eukaryota, Bacillariophyta, Bacillariophyceae, Naviculales, Naviculaceae.